AUGUCAGCUUCAUCCAGUGAAAAGAGGCGAAGCCAGUUCAUUCAUGUGUCCACCCCAAGCUAUGGCGGUUCGAAUGGCGCGGUGCCACCUCUACCAUUCCUUCCCCUCCCACCUGAAGAGCCUCCUAAGUCCACGACGGCCAUCUACGCCGCAACUCCCUUACAGCCGCAGCGACAACCGUCGCAAGGGUAUGUUCCUGGAUCCUUGCCCGCUCGAUUCGGGAGGUCCUUCAGUCCUCCGACGUCCCCGACGCCGACGUUCCCUUACACGCCGACGGUGACACCGCCGGUGAGCUCAUACGGUGGUCAUCCUGGACCGCGAACCUUCGAGCCACCGGAACCUACGCCUUCGUUAAGAAGACUCAAUUCGUCCGAUCAUGACGAUUUGCAAGAGCUCUCGCAACUACAUCACCAACCUUCGGCAGGGACGCUCUCCUCUCGUCCCGGGCAAUCGUUUAGUACGAGCGCGACGAGUCGACGCCCUUCCCCCGCGAUGACCACGUCUUCCACUCGGCAUUAUCGCGAUCAACCUAGUAUGACGUCCCUUUCCUCGAGGGAUACGCAUCGGACGUGGUCCUCGGCUUAUUCGACCUUGCAGCAGUAUCAAGAUCGAACGGAUGAUUCAGAAACCAUCAUGAUGAACCACUUGUCGAGGUUUUCAGGGACGACUUCAAUCGCGAUUGACAAUGGACCCGUUCCGGUGAUGCCUUCGAAUCCGACGAGGUUCGGAUCCCGAGCACGGAAUCAGAGUGGGAGUGAAUCGGCUUCGGCGCAGACGUUGGAGAGGGAUGAGAGACACGAUGGAGUCGCGUCGACUACUCGGGAACUUUUGAGCGCGGCACCGUUGAGUUUCACCCCCUUCCUACCUUGGGCGAUACAGUCUUGUGUCUUCGGAGCUGAUCUUGACAAUAUGUUGAUCAUUGUAGAACGAGCGCAAAGUCGGUUGCAGGUUCAAAAGCUGAAAAGCGAGGGAGUCCACCUAGGUGUUGUUGGGUCUGCGUGGUCCUCUUCAUCGUGCUGGCCCUCGCCGCGUAAGUCGACGAGUCAUAAGUUUAAAACUAUCGGCCUGAAAGCGCGAACUGGACUGACAAUAGCAUCUGAAAUUUUAGUACUGCGACGGCUUUAGGAUGGUAUUACGCCAUCUACAAAAAACAUUCCUCUUCACCCCUUAUUUCAACCGAUUCGGGUUCGAGAAACGUCUCUGGAAACUCAGGCAAGUCCGACGGUCCGCUUAGAUCAAAAAGAUCACGGAGCAUUCCAGUUUCAUUGCUCUUCCGAACUUCCGCUCAACAUGAUCCUAGGACCCUGCAGCAGAUUCACCCCCUUUCGCACCGGCUUCUCCUCCCCUUCGACCCGGUGGGAACUCGACGACCAAACUUCCCGGUCCUUUGAACACGCCUGCACCACCACCCGGCAAUGGCGUGAAAGAACCUCCGCAAACGAAGAAGAACUCGACCAAGCUUGCUCGAUCCCAUAUUGAUGGAGGAGGGAUGUCCGAUUUGGUGGAGAGUCAAGAGGUGCGUGUUUUGAAGGUGGAUGAAGGUCGCGGGUAGAUCAGAAAAGCCGACUUGAUGGGUCCUUCAGUCGAACACGAAGAUUGAUAAGGCGCUGAACGACGAACAAGGGAAAACGAAGAAGGAUGAGCAAGAGAAAAUCGUUGUAUCCGCUGGGCUCAAGGGGCAUCAAGGAGCGCAUCAUCAUCGGAAGAAGAAAGGACGUGGCAGUUGA
Molecule: messenger RNA, 1727 nt
Organism: Microbotryum saponariae
Lineage: Eukaryota; Fungi; Basidiomycota; Microbotryomycetes; Microbotryales; Microbotryaceae
Source: the annotation of a GenBank genome assembly